UAUCACAAGCUUUAAUCCCACUCUCCAUUCUCCCACAUCACCAAAACCACCUCUUCAGCAAGGAAAAGAUGAAGACUGGAGAGACAUGCUAUUUGCUGGUACUUUCUUGUGUUCUCAUUGGAUGGUUGGACGCGACUGAUGCCACUAGAAUAGACCUUCCCACAGAAGUGAAGCCAGGCCACUGCCCCAAAAAGCUGCAGGUGACGCCUUCGAAAAGAGUGUGCAGCAAUGACCACGAAUGUCCCAGCAAUGACAAGUGCUGCGUCUUCAGCUGCGGUGCUGUAUGUGUACCUCCAGCCUUUACCAAACCUGGCGUUUGUCCGAGACGGAAAACUGGAAUGGGGACAUGUGCCGAAUACUGUGCCAAUGACAGUGACUGCCCUGGUGUUGAAAAAUGCUGCAGCAAUGGCUGUGGUCAUGAGUGUGUGAAACCUUACAUAGUGAAACCAGGUCGCUGCCAGCUCCCCAAGACCACCCACAUGUGUGCAGAGUUCUGCUACCAUGAUGGCGACUGUCCAGAGGAACAGAAGUGCUGUCGCACCACCUGUGGCUCAGCCUGCAGUGAUCCCUGCUAAGCACAGUCCAAGAAAUCAUCAGCUGGUAGCCACAGACGGCUUUGACCAGUAUAGCUGCUGCUUUUGGAAAGGGGUCAGCUUUCAAACUAAUAAAGUGUAAUGUAGCAAUCA
Molecule: messenger RNA, 686 nt
Organism: Erpetoichthys calabaricus (reedfish)
Lineage: Eukaryota; Metazoa; Chordata; Cladistia; Polypteriformes; Polypteridae
Gene: wfdc2
Product: WAP four-disulfide core domain 2
Exons: 4
Coding region: 69-575 (168 amino acids)
Biological process (GO): antibacterial humoral response; innate immune response
Cellular component (GO): extracellular region
Molecular function (GO): peptidase inhibitor activity
Source: RefSeq, a predicted model, not a curated record